AUGCUGCUCACAGCUUUGAUCAGCUCCUUGACCAUUAUUUUCUCGCUAACACCAGGCUAUGGUUGUGUGGAAAUCAGGGGUCAUGAUGUUCCGUCUCAUUCAAGACCUUACAUGGCAUCCAUCCAGGUUAACAGAAAGCAUAAAUGUGGAGGAGCAUUGAUCAAACCUGCCUGGGUACUGACUGCGGCACACUGCGCUGAUGGCAAGGCUAAGCUGAAUUCCGUGGUUCUUGGAAUUGAUUCACUUCGUGAGAAUACGAAAGUUAAACAAGUGUUUAAGAUCAAAAAGGAAUUCCCACACCCAUGCUUUGAUAGAAAUACCAAGGAAAAUGACAUUAUGCUGCUCCAGCUUAAAUCUAAAGCAAAGCUUAAUAGUUUUGUAAAAUUCUUGCCGUUGCCUGAAUCUGGAGAUGAUGUCAAAGUUGGAACCAUGUGUAAUGUUACUGGUUGGGGGAGUACAGCAGCUGGAAACUCUCAACCCUCUGAUAUGCUGCAGGAAGUGAACAUAACUAUCAUAGACAGGAAAAAGUGUUCAGAAUAUUACAAAAAUAAUUGCCAAAUAACUGAUGAUAUGCUAUGUGCUGGUGAUAAACGAGGAGGAAAAGAUGCCUGUCAGGGAGAUUCAGGUGGUCCACUGAUAUGCAAGGGAGUGUUCAGAGGAAUCGUUUCUUUCGGAGAUGAUUGCGGAAAACCUGAAGUACCUGGUGUUUACACACGACUUUCCAAAAAGUACCUUUCCUGGAUUAAUAGCAGAAUCAAAGCAUCCAGCAAUACUGAGAUCUAUGACAAGGCUAAGCUGGAUUCCGUGGUUCUUGGAAUUGAUUCACUUUGUGAGAAUACGAAAGCUAAACAAGUGUUUGAGAUCAAAAAGGAAUUCCCACACCCAUGCUUUGAUAGAAAUACCACGGAAAAUGACAUUAUGCUGCUCCAGCUGGACCGAGCAGUAGAUAUAAACAAGUUUGUGUACAUCUUACGCUUGCCUAAACGUUACUCAGAUUUGAAAGCUGGCACUCACUGCACUGUCGCAGAUGCUUGUUUUUUAUUUCAGGGGGACUCAGGUGGCCCGCUCAUAUGUAACAAUAAGUACAGCGGAAUCACUUCUUUUGGUGAGGGAUGUGGAAAUGCCAAAUAUCCCGGCAUUUACACAGCACUGACCAAUAAAUAUCUUGACUGGAUUAAGGAGAUAACAGCUCCAAUCUCACAACCUGAUUACUAG
Molecule: messenger RNA, 1215 nt
Organism: Callorhinchus milii (elephant shark)
Lineage: Eukaryota; Metazoa; Chordata; Chondrichthyes; Chimaeriformes; Callorhinchidae
Product: granzyme A-like
Biological process (GO): proteolysis
Molecular function (GO): serine-type endopeptidase activity
Source: RefSeq, a predicted model, not a curated record